AACUACUUGGCCGCAUUCAAAUUGCCAGCGCAAUCCACGUUUGUUUGCAGGUGGAAUGCCCCUCUAAGUCGCGUCUUCCUCUCAUCCACUCCCAUCGUUCAUAUUACCGCCCGGUAUCAGAACUGUUGCAUCUUUUAAAUUCACCCCUUACUUUUUCACAGUUCCGAGUUACACAAUCAAAUUCAACAAUCAAAUAGAGUUUUUUUUUUCUCCUCCUUUAUUUAGUUUAUUGGAGGUACUUGCUACCUAUCUUUAAAACUUCAUUAUCGUAACGGCAAUAAGUACCCGGGCGCAUAUCGUAUCGCAUCACGCUACUCCUAUUUAUCGAAGAUACAAAUACAGUUGCAGCCUCCUAAAUCUUGCCUUACUUGAAAAUUCAGUUCACUUUUCACUUUCUUCCAAAUAACAGGGGAUUAGCAUCCCGGUAUUCCCGUUAUUAUGUUAUCUAAAGGAUCCCGCAUGACGGCUUCAACGAAAGUAAAGACUAAGCGCAAGCGACUCUAUCGCAGAACAAAGUGUUGCAAAGUCUUAUCCCCAGGAAUUGGAUCACUUUACGACAUCCUCCACGACUAUGCUUCCACUGCACUUUAUGUUCCGCCGCUGUGUUGGACUGAAUUCCACACACAGGUGUUAGGUUGUCGAUUUGUGCAACAACCUCCCCAGACUACACCAGUCCCCUCAUCUCCAUCAUCUCCCUCGCGACAAUCGCAACAUCUUAAGGUACCACAAACCGUGGUGCAUAUCAGCCGUGCUCUUGACAUCAUCAUGAAGAAGAAUGUUUCUACCUACGAGCAGAACGAAGCAAUGAAGAGCGUCUUAAACGACCUAUUCCCUGGCCAAUUAUCUCCAAAUGACCUCUCAAGCCUUACUAUUCGAUGCGGGAAAGACCGAUAUAUGAGCGGAGUUCGGUGCCAAGCCCUGUACAAGGACCCGACUUGCUCAAGCUCAUUUGAGUCGACUACUACCUACUCAUCUGAUGUUUCGAUAAUGAACAAAGGGAGAGAUACCAGGGCCCCCUAUAACGCACCGAUACUGGCCUACCUGGAUCGUGACUACCUAAACCAUAUUAGGAGAAACUGUUUCCGAGUAUCUUCUGGCCCGAAUGGAUCAUUCAACGGUCCUAUACACCGUUUGCAAAAGAUCCGAUCGGAAAAGUUAAUCCCGAAGAAUCCGGACGAGGAUCAAUACAUUCUCGCCACCAUACUCGCAAUGGCUCAACAGCAUGUAUAUGGAGAUAUGUUCACAGGAGAGGGCUUUUUGCCGAAAGAUGUCGAUGUUCGCGUCCUGACAGUUUCGAAAGAUGACAAUUCGUUCGUCGUCUAUUCAAGCGUGGUACCUACAGCAUUUCUAACCAUGUUCCACGAGCCCGGAAAAUCACCACGAGGAAAUGCAAAAGUUACAAUCAACUAUCAACAUGUCCCAAUAUGGCCUGUUCUAGGUCUCAAAGAACGCCUAGGACAGGCCCUUGGCAGAGAUCUCAUUGGUGAAUUCGAUAUAGAUCGGAUAGAAACCUUCGAGGAUGAGCUAGCAUCCAAUUUAGAAGGAGACAAAAGCGACAGCUUUGAUGAAAAAUUACAAGCCGUGCUUCAGAAACUCAACAAGGAAGACGAGUCGAUGCCCAAUACAGCCCAAACACUAUCGCCUAAGCGCAAAAGAAAAAUCUUCUCGGAAGUCUUUAAUGGAAGCUUCUCCGAGAAUCACGAAUCCUCCGGUUAUCCAAGUGAGUUACUGGCGAAGCGCAGGCGUUUAGAGGAAGGUAGGGUUGGCAUCGUCCGAUAACGCAAUACCGUCCCAGGUUUUUAAUGAAAUCAUGGGGAUAUAUGAAUGGGUUACUAAGAUAUGGAUAGGGAUGAACAAUGGGCCGGUAGUACCGCCGCCGGGUAUAUCAUGGUUUUUAGAAGGUUCCCCGGUGUCCAAUGAUCAGAUACCAGAGCAGUAGGAACCUUCUUGGAGUAUUUCGGGGUGUAUCGUGGUUUAGGGGAUGCGAGAGAAGGAUAUAUCCAACAGCUCCGUACAGUGGGCAGACAAGCUGUCAGGGUUUUAUUAGCCACAGCUAGCCUCGUAGCUUAUACAAGGCGGUUGUUAUUAUGCGACAAUGAUUACGACGAUACGAGACACUCAGACGUACCGGCUUUGCCUCCGAUCUAAGAGGGAUGAUACGCAACAACAUUUGCUUAGCAUAUUGGCGCACUACAUUUUGUCGAAGCAGACAAAUUGCCUCUACAUAUUGUGUUAUUAGGGUUGCCUACAUAGAAUCAUAGCUUCGAAGAAAUCUUACGAUUUUACCAGCCUCGCGGUUGGGACCUCCACAAA
Molecule: messenger RNA, 2313 nt
Organism: Daldinia loculata
Lineage: Eukaryota; Fungi; Ascomycota; Sordariomycetes; Xylariales; Hypoxylaceae
Exons: 2
Coding region: 439-1779 (446 amino acids)
Source: RefSeq, a predicted model, not a curated record